This is a messenger RNA of Acanthocheilonema viteae, 699 nucleotides long. The record is from the annotation of a GenBank genome assembly. Lineage: Eukaryota; Metazoa; Nematoda; Chromadorea; Rhabditida; Onchocercidae.
UCCUCAGCAAGAGAUAUUAUGUCGGAAGUAGCCAAGAAACAACCGGUUACAUUUGCAAUUGCUGCAACUAACAGAACAAAAAGGCAAAUUGGAGCCUGUGAUAGUUGCUGCAAGCCUGGACAUCCCGGACGGCCAGGACCACCAGGAGCAAAUGGAAAACCAGGCACACCAGGAGCUCCAGGACGGCCUGGUGCUCCUGGACGACCACCGAUAGUUUGCGAAGAGGUUGAUAUUCCGCCAUGUAAUCCUUGCCCACCAGGACCACCUGGACCGCCAGGACCUAAUGGUAAUCCAGGGAAUCCUGGAAGGGCCGGACCACCAGGCAGGCCAGGGAACAGUGGCAGUGCUGGACCACCAGGACCUGUGGGACCACCAGGGCCACCAGGACAGCCUGGAACAGAUGGCGAGCGAGGCGAACCAGGCAGGCCAGCAUCAAGUACACCUGUACUUCCAGGCGAUCCAGGUCAACCGGGACCACCAGGUUUACCUGGACCAGAUGGAAAUCCAGGGCGAGAUGGACAACCAGGAAGUCCUGGAGCAAAUGGACCACCAGGACCACCAGGACCACCCGGUAAUGCUGGUCCUAACGGUGAAAUUGGCGUACCUGGUCAACCAGGACCACAAGGUGAACGAGGUAUUUGUCCGAAAUACUGUGCAUUGGACGGCGGCAUAUUUUUCGAAGAUGGAACACGAAGAUAA